This is a messenger RNA of Perca fluviatilis (European perch), 2410 nucleotides long. It is a transcript of the gene opn7b, whose product is annotated as opsin 7, group member b. NCBI's taxonomy places the organism in Eukaryota, Metazoa, Chordata, Actinopteri, Perciformes, Percidae. Bases 347 to 1567 code for a protein of 406 amino acids. Gene Ontology annotation, biological process: visual perception; G protein-coupled receptor signaling pathway. The transcript has 7 exons. Gene Ontology annotation, molecular function: G protein-coupled receptor activity. The record is from RefSeq and is a predicted model, not a curated record. Gene Ontology annotation, cellular component: membrane.
CUGGGGGAGAGAGUGGGAGCUGCAGGCUGUUAGAAACAGAGCGAGAAGGAGAGACCAGCAGCACUAGGCAGCAUCACGUCUGUCUCUAUCUGUCGUCUAUUGGAUCUUCCUCAGCACAGCUGUCUGAGUGCUGCUGCCUGCGAGUGGAUCCUCUCGCUCAGUGAUUUUGAGGGAGUGCCUGAGUGCGUAGCCCACACUAGAGUGUCCCAGCGACUACGUACAAGUCUGUUUUGAACUGUUCUGGUUAUGGUGUUGCCACACAUUGGUGAAGGUCUGACCAGUUUUUCUCUGGACUUGACUCAACACCAAUGAUCCCCAGCCAUCUCUGGCAUACCCUCUCAUUAAGAUGGGAAAUGCCUCUGAAACAUUUCUGCUUGUGUCCAGAAUAUCAAAAGACCUUGACUUCCUCAUGGGAACUAUCUACACCAUUUUUGGGAUGCUAUCGGUGGUGGGAAAUGGUAUCCUGAUGUUUGUGGCCUAUAGGAAGAAGUCCUCCCUGAAGCCGGCAGAGUUCUUUGUGGUUAACCUGGCUAUCAGUGACCUGGGCAUGACCAUAACCCUGUUUCCACUGGCUAGCUCCUCAGCCUUUACUCACAUGUGGCUGUUUAAUGAGAAGACCUGUAUUGCCUAUGCCUUCUGUGGUGUUUUGUUUGGACUGUGCAGUCUGACCAAUCUCACGGUGCUCUCCUGUGUCUGCUGGCUCAAGGUCUGCUGCCCAAACUAUGCAUCAGGUAACAAGUUCUCCUACUGCCACGCAUGCCUUCUGGUUGCUGGGGUCUGGUGCUACGCUGGAAUUUUUGCUGUAGGUCCCCUGUCGGGCUGGGGAGAGUACGGGGCCGAGCCUUACGGUACAGCAUGCUGCAUCAACUGGUAUGCUCCAAGACAAGACUCUGCAGCUAUGAGUUACAUCAUCUGCCUCUUCAUCUUCUGCUACAUUGUGCCCUGCACUGUCAUCUUUCUGUCCUACACAUUCAUUCUGCUGACCGUCCGGGGCUCCCGCCAGGCAGUGCAGCAGCACAUGUCCCCACAGAACAAAAUCACCAAUGCACAGGCAUUUAUCAUUAAGCUUUCGGUGGCAGUUUGCAUUGGUUUCCUGACAGCAUGGAGUCCAUAUGCCAUUGUGUCCAUGUGGGCAGCAUUUGUUAACCCAACAACUGUACCACCCAUGGCUUUUGCUCUGGCAGCUAUCUUUGCCAAGUCUUCCACCCUUUACAACCCUAUUGUCUAUCUGGUCUUCAAGCCCAACUUUCGCAAGUCCCUGUGUCGGGAUGUGGCCAAGUGCAGGACGACACUCUUUGGAUGUCUGUGUCAGGACAGCUCUGCACAGAAGGGAACUUGCAGACAAUCCAGUCACAAAGAAGAGUGUAACUCGACAAGGUUCUCAAAUGGGCUACCGGAGAACCACGGGACCUGCAGACACUGUCCUUACCCUGAAACAGCUACUGGUACCAGAGAAAACUUUACAGAAUACAGCCCCCAGCAGACUGUGAGAAUACUUAAAGGAUCAAUACAUAAUGAGGUUGCUGUCAGUCAGCUCUCCAAUGAGUUGCAGAGUGACUUCCUGUAGAGAAUCAAACAAAGUCAGACAAUGAGAAGGUAAAUAAAAAGAGUAGUGGAGAAAAAGAUGGCAAGAAUGAAGGUUUAAAGACACUAAUUGCAAGGAAAAAUGGAGUGAAAGAGAAAAAGAUAAUAAUUGAAUGAAGGAAAAGAGUUUCUAACUUUAAAGGUCAAAGUUUUAAAACUCAAAUAGGUGAUACUGCCAAAAAAAGGCCAAGAAGUUAGAAGCCAAUAAAGGAGGAUAAGCGAGCCGAACAGCCAACAUGCAACCACAAUAUUCAUCAGGUCAAAUUAACACACUUUAAUAGCUAUCUGAUCACUUUGACUGAUCAACAUUAAGCUUUUAUGUAUUUAUUACGACUACUGUAUUUGAUGAUGUGUUUAAUUUGAAAGGUAUUUAUCAAUGCAUGCCUAAAAUUAAAGGACAGCUCUGUCUUCUCAUUGCUGAGGGUAGAUGAAUGUCUCAAAGGCCCACUUUGAACAUGGACCUCCUAUAAUUUACCCAGGGUAUAGUAUUGAUACCUCUACAAAGAGGUGUUGCCAUGUCAAUUUUGUCUAAUCAGCUGUGUCCAGGACAGAAGGCAUGACUGAAUUAUAAAAGCAGAAGGAUUGGGGCAGUACUAAAGAUAAUCAAAUCUGUAACACCGAAAAAGCUCUAUUCUCUCUCAAUAUACUCUGUGGAGUCCUCUAGACAACAAUAUUCAAGUUAGCGACACAAAACCUGUUUUAGGAUAAAUCAUAGAAUCGGGGAGAACCAUCAGGUAAAAUAAGCUACAAAUUUAAAAUGUGCCAAACAUAUGUUGCAUAGGAACAUAUGCUGGAUGCAGUUUUUUUUUUCGAUUGCUAAACGACA